This is a messenger RNA of Cuculus canorus (common cuckoo), 1206 nucleotides long. RefSeq names its product eva-1 homolog B (gene EVA1B). Bases 112 to 735 code for a protein of 207 amino acids. The transcript is spliced from 3 exons. The record is from RefSeq and is a predicted model, not a curated record. Lineage: Eukaryota; Metazoa; Chordata; Aves; Cuculiformes; Cuculidae.
CGAAGCCGGGCCCCGCGCCCCGCUCAGCGUUGGGCUGGGGCUGCCAUUGGCUCUGGCGGAGAGCGUUGACCGCCAGCCGCCUCCAAACUAUUUCCUGUUGCUGCGGCGUUAAUGCUAAACAGACCUUUCUCUCUCUUCCCUCUCUCCAGCCAAAGUGCAGCAGGCUCCUGCCGCCGCUCGCCUUCCUGCCCCGCGCAGGGGCCAGCGCACCCCGAUGCUGAGCACACACCAUCCCCAGAAACCCUGAGCGUGCCCGGGAUGGAGAGCCGCCGUCGGGACAUGGAGCUGCUGAGCAACAGCAUGGCCGCGUACGCACACAUCCGAGCCAACCCCGAGAGCUUUGGGCUCUAUUUCGUGCUGGGCAUCUGCUUCGGCUUAGUGCUGACGCUGUGCCUGCUGGUGCUGCGCCUCUCCUGCCGCUCCCCUGCGCGCCCCCCGCCCUGCCCGCGCGACCUGAGCGACGACGACGACGAUGAGGAUGAUGACGACGACGAAGAGGAUGAGGACACUGUUGACCGCGUAGCAUCCCAAUCGCUGCUGCCGGUGACCGAGAUCCCUCUGGAAAGCCACGGCCCCGGGGAUGGAGCGUUGGCGGUCAACGUCUUCGCUUCGGCCGAGGAGCUGGAGCGGGCGCAGCGGCUGGAGGAGCGCGAGCGCAUCAUCCGCGAGAUCUGGCGGAAUGGGCAACCCGACAUCCUGGGCAGCGGCACCCUGGGCCGCGUCCACUACUACUGAGUCCCGCAGCCGAUGCCGUGCCACCCUCGGGAGACGCUGGGGCCAAGAGAGGGGGACACGGGGGGAUCGCCAACGCCGGAAUGAGCCUCCCUCUGCCCCAGGGAUGGAGGAGCUGCCCUGGAGCAUCUCUUCCAGCCGGACCCUGGUGCCACGGGCACCCCCGCAGCCGGAUUUGACCCCAUCGCUGCGGGCCACGAGUCACUUUGAGCCAUUGGUACGACUCAAGGUUGGACUCGAGGACCCAGUGGGUCUCUUCCAACCUUGUGAUGAUCCUAUGAUUCCAUCACUGCCGGCACCAGCCGAGCAGCCCCGGGACCGUGCUGGGACAAGGACAGGGACAGCCUUGCCGGGCUCGGCUUGGUGCCGGCGGGAGCCCAGCACCGUAGCUUGCGGCUGAGCUCGGCAUCAGUGGAAGCUGUGGGGGUUCUGCCCCCAAAACAUGGUGCUUUACCCACCGCCUGCAGCCCGGGG